Messenger RNA from Cercospora beticola, 1910 nucleotides. RefSeq lists its product as uncharacterized. Gene Ontology annotation, biological process: chromatin remodeling. Lineage: Eukaryota; Fungi; Ascomycota; Dothideomycetes; Mycosphaerellales; Mycosphaerellaceae. Gene Ontology annotation, cellular component: Swr1 complex. The record is from RefSeq and is a predicted model, not a curated record. Gene Ontology annotation, molecular function: ATP-dependent H2AZ histone chaperone activity.
CCAUCUUUAUCUCCGUCUUUUUGCUGGAGCCUCACUUGUGCCUCCGCUGCCACGCAAUCGCCCUCCAUCCUCCAUGCGCAGCAUCCGGUAGCGACGACCGCCCACACGGAGCAGGCAGAAUGGCAGCCGUGGCAGACGAGGUCACCACCGGCCACAAACGAGGCCCCGGCCGGCCCUCAAGAGGCGCAAUGCCCGCUGUCAAAAAGCAGAAGACGGCCGCCUUCACCCCGACUCGUGAUAGCUCCGUCGCGCCCUCUCCUGUCGCUAACUCCCCAGCGCCCGAGAAGAAGCUGAGCGGCUUGGUCGCAAAGCUGUCCGAUGCUAAACCGCUGCCUGUUCUGCCCGAUCCCCAACCACUGUCCCUGUCCGACGAUGAAUACCAGUCUCUCAUAUCCAGUGCCGUGUUGGCAACGUCUCUAGAACGAUCUCGGCUACGAUGGAUCUCGGAGGGCGUGUUCGAGCGAUAUUGGGUCAAGCCCGAGGGCGGCAAGAAUGGCAAGCCGCCGCCUCCCAACAACCCAGAUGCGAAAUGGAUGAAGAGCCGGGGGGAAUGCAGGAUACGCAUUGAGCCACAUCUGUUCGUGGCCGACAUGUACGUCGAGGAUAGGGGAAAGCCGCCGGGGCCAGCGUCGAAGCAGCCCAUUCCGCAAUACAGACCAAUGCAGCAGCAUGGAUCUCAGCAGUAUCAAAACCGGUCACUACCAGCAGUGCUCCUGCCGCCGAACAGCGGACAGAAUGGUCCUGGCGCUCCGCCCAAAAGCCAACAGCCUCAAAGACCCCAGCAACCAGGCCCUCGAGCGCCGCAUGCGAGCUCUUCGGCCUCUGCAUCGUCCUCAAUCCCUCCACAGGGUCCGAAGCCAGAUCCCGUCAUCAGCAUGUUGGCAACUCGAGCGUCGAAUGACCCACAGCUCAAAGCCCUGAUGAAGGAGGUCGCUACAGGCAACGCCACGCAGGAGCAGCUCAAGGUAUUUCAGAAGCAUAUAGAUGAGCUCACUGCCAUAAUCACGAAACAGAGACAGGACGAGGAGGAUUCCACAGCAAAACCCUUCGAGCAGGGUAACAUGAUACAGUACGAUGGGCCCUCGGAUACGCAACCUAGCAUCGCAUCUCAAGCCGCAUUGCAGCCACCACUGAAGCCUCCUAUCCAUCCCGCUGCACAGCAUCCUCCACCACAAUACGGACAGCAGCAGACGUGGUCGGCACCCUUACCAGCGCCGACAAACUUACCUGUCAUACUCGCCUUCAAAGACGCUGGAGCCACCGAAGAUCGGUUCUUGUUUCCGGAACACAGUAUCCUCGAAGCACUAUCCCCUCAGCACUUGCUUGUCAGCUUCAUCGUGACGCGCAAAGGGCAUCAAGCUGUUGACACAACGUAUCUGGACCUGAACACAGAGUAUUGGCAACCGGUGACCAUCAUGAUUGAAGUCGCCUACGGGCGAGAGGAGCUAUUGAAUUGCAUACGUCGGUGGGUCAAGCCGGCGGACGAAGUUCGAAAGCAUAUGGAGAGCGUUAUGCAGAGCUGCGAGCGGGUUCCGGAAUGCCACUUGGCUCUCCGUCUGCCCUUCAAAAGUACAGCUACGGCCGAAAGUGAAGAGGUCUCAAAAGAGGCCACGCCGAUAUUGGAGGAUCGUGCCAGGCCGAAAGCUGGUGCAAAGGCUGCCAAGAAGGCUGCUUCUGCUCCCAAGGGAGAGGCGGAUGCUGCGAGGCGGCAGUCUGGAAACCAGCUUGCUGAAUCCAUUACUGUGCAGCCCAAGGGCGGGAGUAAAGUUCAGGUGCCUAGUGCGACGCCAGAUAAGCCUGCGUUACACAACGUAACGGCAACCGACCAAGCAGAUGGCGCUGCAGAAGGCGAGGACGGUGGGCGACCAAGAAGAGCGACCCGGAAGAGCGUCAGGAUCAGUGAAGGCUAA